Phlebotomus papatasi is the source of this 1246-nucleotide messenger RNA. It is a transcript of the gene slx1, whose product is annotated as structure-specific endonuclease subunit SLX1 homolog. The transcript has 2 exons. The record is from RefSeq and is a predicted model, not a curated record. Gene Ontology annotation, cellular component: Slx1-Slx4 complex. Gene Ontology annotation, molecular function: crossover junction DNA endonuclease activity; 5'-flap endonuclease activity. Bases 48 to 962 code for a protein of 304 amino acids. NCBI's taxonomy places the organism in Eukaryota, Metazoa, Arthropoda, Insecta, Diptera, Psychodidae. Gene Ontology annotation, biological process: double-strand break repair via homologous recombination.
AUAAUGGGGCAUGGGAUAACCUCACAUUCACGGUUGAUUCCCGCGAAAUGGAUGUGACAACUGUGGAAGAUUUUUACGGGGUAUAUCUGCUGGUCAGUCGCAGUGAAAAACGUAGUUUUGCAGGCAGAACCUACAUAGGAUAUACAGUAGAUCCCAACAGAAGGAUAUCCCAGCACAACAAGGGAAAGGAAUAUGGAGGAGCAAAAAGAACCAGCGAAAGGGGCCCAUGGCAGAUGAUUCUUAUUAUCCAUGGAUUUCCCAACAGUCUUUCAGCUCUAAGGUUUGAAUGGGCUUGGCAACAGCCUCACAUAUCCCGGCGUCUGAGGAACAUUCCCGGAUUGGGAAAGAAAUCAUCAUUGAGGAAAUUUGACCUACAGUUCCGCAUUCUCACAGAGAUGCUCAGAAUUGGUCCGUGGAAUCGACUGCCGCUGGUAAUUCGUUGGCUGGCUGAUGAUUUCGUCCGUGACUUUCCGGCAAGUGAUUCCCUCUCGACAAUCUCAUCAAAAGACAUUAUAAUUAUGCCCUUUAUCUAUAUGCUUCUACAGCCGGAAAAACUGCCACCAGUGCACAUGGCAAUAUGCUAUGGGUAUGUCAAGCGGAAGAAGAAGCCUGAUAGGCCCGAAGAAGCCACGCACAGUCAACAAGAUCCUUCAUGCAGACUCUGCGAAAAUCCCAUUGAAAAUCCAUGCCAAUCUCUUUUGACCUGCAUUAAUCCAAGAUGCAAGCUCCAGUGCCACAUUAUCUGUCUAGCAAGAGUAUGCAUCACGGAGUGCAAUCAGUACAUUCCAACUGAAGGUGAUUGUCCCAUUUGCUUCACCCACUUUCUGUGGGGCGAUCUGAUAAGGAAGAAGAAUGGAUGCAGUGAUCUUGUGGCCACGAGCAAUGAUGCAAUUGAUACCGACAAUAAUUGCAAUGAUUUGUCCAUUGAUUCUACAACGGAUGAGGAUUCCGAUGACUCUUAGUUCUGCGUCCCAUUGUCAGCCAACAAGAACGCCUGAGACAGCAAAAUAAAAGAGCCAUGGAAUUUAUCGCUAGAGUGUGAAUUCUUUUUUUUUUUACCGUGAAUUAAUGGAUUUUUUUAUGUGAGUAUCGUUAUUUUAUUGUAACUAUUUAGCUCUAUCUGAUUAUCUCUAGAUUUAAGUGGUAUAAUAGAGGUGGCAAGAAUCAGUUUCUUUAAUGCCUUCCCGGAGAUUUUACUAUGUAACGAUGAAGCUCAACACGUAAUAAAAUUAAAAUAAAUCCGCGA